AUUCCAUCUACUUAAGCCCCAGACACUUAUCGCAGAUCUUGACUCAACCCUUUAAUUCAAAACCGACAUGCCUACUGUCCAGCCCCCCGCCAAGAUCCUCGUCACCGGCGCGAACGGUUUCGUCGCUGUGUGGGUCGUGCGCACGCUCCUCGAGCGCGGCUACACAGUCCGUGGAACCGUGCGAUCGGCCGACAAGGGAGAGCAUCUCAAGAAGCUCUUCAGCUCUUACGGCGAUAAGCUCGAGCUCGUCGUCGUUGAGGACAUCACCAAGGAAGGUGCAUUCGAUGAAGUCGUCAAAGGCGUGGAUGCGAUUGAGCACACCGCGUCGCCGUUCCACUUCAACGCCGAAGACCCCGAGGAGUUGAUCGGCCCCGCUGUCAACGGCACGGUCGGUAUCCUGAAGAGCGCUGUCAAGAAUGGGUCGUCUGUUAAGCGCGUCGUAGUCACCUCGUCCUGUGCAGCCCUUCUUGAAGAGCGUGACGAACCAACCGUCUUUACUGAGAAAGACUGGAACGAGAAGGCCGUCGCUGAGGUUAAGGAGAAAGGCCGCGAGGCAAGGAACGUGGCCAAGUACAGAGCGUCGAAGGUUUUAGCUGAGAAAGCUGCAUGGGAGUAUUAUAACCAGAACAAGGCGUCCGUGAACUGGGAAAUGUCGGUCCUGAACCCGCCAUUCGUCUUCGGCCCCGCCAUCCAUGAAGUCACUGUGCCUUCCGCGCUCAACACCUCCGCCCAGGUGUGGUGCAACAACAUUGCGCACCCGACUUCGAGCGGCGCGACGAAUGAGUUCCUUGCCACGGUUGGACAAGAAUGGAUUGACGUGCGUGAUCUCGCAGAGGCACACGCACUCGCUCUCGAGAAGGAAGCGGCGGGCGACGAGCGUAUCAUUGUCAGCUCGAGCGUUUACAAGUGGCAGGACUUCAUCGAUGCGGCUAACAAGGUAUCUCCACCGCCCAAGCUCUCGCAAAAGCUUGCGGUCGGCAACCCCGGCGCAGGCAGCGCAAACCCCAACACCGUCCAUAUGAUCAGUUUUGAUACCUCGAAGGCCAAGAGCAUUCUUGGGCUCAAGUACCGCACCAUUGAUGAGACGACGAGGGAUACACUUGCCGAUUUCGAGGCAAGGGGAUGGUAGAUUGUAUUACAUCGAUAGAACAUUUGUAUCAUUAGAACGAAUACGAAUUAUCGCCACAUCCGAUCACC
Molecule: messenger RNA, 1197 nt
Organism: Coniophora puteana RWD-64-598 SS2
Lineage: Eukaryota; Fungi; Basidiomycota; Agaricomycetes; Boletales; Coniophoraceae
Product: D-lactaldehyde dehydrogenase
Exons: 8
Coding region: 68-1129 (353 amino acids)
Molecular function (GO): oxidoreductase activity, acting on the CH-OH group of donors, NAD or NADP as acceptor
Source: RefSeq, a predicted model, not a curated record